AUGUCCGGCACCACAAUAUCUUCGGAUCGCCCCAACAUUUGCGCCAUUUGUCACCAAAAAGCUUUCGGCUACAAUUAUGAGGUGGUGUCCUGUAACGCGUGCAAAAUGUUCUUCCGGAGAGCACACGCCGAGAAAAUUGACGAUUUUUGCAAAAAGGGCGGAAAAUGCUUCGAUGGUGAUGACUUGUUAACAUCCCGUCCAAAAUGCCGAUCAUGUCGAUACAAAAAAUGCGUGAACCUCGGCAUGCGCUAUCACAACUCCUCCGAAUCGCAAACCCAGUCCGACGAGGAACCAUCUCCUAAACAAUCCGUCGUCGCCGUAGUCCCACAACAUAUAAUCACACAGGCGCACAUCGAUUCGACGUUUUUCCAACACCUUCAUGCUUUGAAUGAGACCCGAUAUAAUGCUUACUGUGUCAUUAAUAUUUGUGAAGAUCCCAGUUUUUGUGACCUGGUUGCUCAGGGCUCAAAGCUUUCAGUGUACUUGAGACCGCAAGAAAUCGAAUGGGAGAACACAGAGCGAAAACUGAAGCCUUGGGGCUCGCUGGGAGUUUUACUCGCUGUAGAAGUUUGUAAGGGACUUAGUUUCUACAACGAUCUUCUACUUUCAGAUAGGGUGCUGCUCCUAAAAAAUGUCGCCUUCAAAAGCCAUCACCUUUCAGUGGCCUAUGACUCGUUCAUCCAGAAGAAGGGUCGAGUUUUGGCGCCAACGGGCACCGAAAUGUUUCCAGAUGUACUUUUCGAGAUUCCAAAGUGUCGAGAAAUAAUCAUGGACCUGCUGACGUCGCCGAUGAAACCACUAAUGGAGCUACAAAUCACCGAGAGCGAGUACCUGCUGCUGAAUAUGAUAGUGAUUUGUAAUCCAGACAUCGACGGACUCUCGCCAAGAGGCCGCGAAAUCAUAUCUGAAAACCGUCAAAAAUGCGUGCAACUUCUUCUCCAGCAAUGCCUGCUUCACUAUUCCAGUAAAGGACCCGGCAGAUUACUGGAACUAUUGGCGAUCAGCAAUCACUUGAACAAACAAAUUUACAUUACUCAACAAUUUUUUUCCGUGUCAAAACGACACUGGAAUCCAUUCUUUUAUAUCCCGAGAAUUUUGGUGGAAUCGUGCAAGCUCGAGAGGAAGCUUUUUUAGGUUUCUUGCUGUGAAUUUUAUUUACUCAUUUUUAUGCAUUAAUAAUAAAAUCCCUUGAACAACAAACAAA
Molecule: messenger RNA, 1204 nt
Organism: Caenorhabditis elegans
Lineage: Eukaryota; Metazoa; Nematoda; Chromadorea; Rhabditida; Rhabditidae
Gene: nhr-124
Product: Nuclear Hormone Receptor family
Exons: 6
Coding region: 1-1134 (377 amino acids)
Biological process (GO): regulation of DNA-templated transcription
Cellular component (GO): nucleus
Molecular function (GO): zinc ion binding; DNA-binding transcription factor activity; sequence-specific DNA binding
Source: RefSeq, marked reviewed